CCGAAACCAACAACGGCCCUAGACCAAUGCCCCAGAUUUUGCAUCAGCCAUAAUCAAUUACCUUCGCCACCCCCCGGCCCAUCCCAUUUGCAUACCUGCUACAGCCCACGUCUUCGCUUUCGACUCCGGCUUCCACACAACCAUGAUUCUGCCCAUCUAGGGCCCAGUAUUGUGGCAAUCUCAAAGGAAAAUCAAGUGGGACUUGAAUGCAACAGAGAAGUGCAAGCCGCCAUCGGGUGCAAGAGCUUCCGCAUACAACAGUUAAGCCACCAUUAGUUCGGCGUUUUCACAAUGUUCGCCCCUUUUCUCGACACCGGAUCUGGAGACACUUGGACCAUUGGACCAUUGGACCACCUCGUGCCAGAAGACCAAGGUUAUGAAUGAAUGAACUGGACGGGCAGGUGGGUUGAAACCAAGUUUGUUUUUAUUCGCCUGCCCCUGGCAAUUUUUUGGACAGCCUGCGAUUCAUAGGCCCAUCCCUGAGUCGAUACGGGUUCCCGUGCAACGGAGUCCAAGAUAGAUGGGCCGUGGAUCCUAACCUUCCAUUGAUUUAUGCGUUGUCAGCCAUGUCGCUGCCAUCGAUACUCCCCCUCCCCUCAAGUCUGCCGCCAGUAGCGCAC
Molecule: messenger RNA, 620 nt
Organism: Cantharellus anzutake
Lineage: Eukaryota; Fungi; Basidiomycota; Agaricomycetes; Cantharellales; Hydnaceae
Exons: 2
Coding region: 207-380 (57 amino acids)
Source: RefSeq, a predicted model, not a curated record